Molecule: messenger RNA, 1554 nt
Organism: Recurvomyces mirabilis
Lineage: Eukaryota; Fungi; Ascomycota; Dothideomycetes; Mycosphaerellales; Teratosphaeriaceae
Gene: DML1
Product: mtDNA inheritance, partitioning of the mitochondrial organelle
Exons: 1
Coding region: 1-1554 (517 amino acids)
Biological process (GO): mitochondrion organization
Cellular component (GO): cytoplasm; mitochondrion
Source: RefSeq, a predicted model, not a curated record
AUGCACGAAGUCAUCACAUUACAAUUUGGCCAACAGGCGAACUAUCUUGGCACUCACUACUGGAACAUCCAGGAAUCCUACUUCACAUAUGCUGGCCAAGAAGAGUCUCCUGUCGACCACGAUAUUUCGUUCCGGCCAGGCAUUGGUGCCAACGGCGAAGAGACAUAUUCGCCUCGGACUCUCCUCUAUGAUCUGAAAGGGGCAUUCGGCACACUCAGACGAGAAAAUGCUUUAUAUCAGCUACAGGAACAAACAAACCCAGCACAACAGAAUGGGUGGAGUGGCGCGACUAUUCCACUGCAACUACCAGCUAUUCAACCAAGCUCAUACCAGCAAGCUCUGGAUCAAGGCCUCCAACCUCCCCAGCUUAGGACAGACACUGUUCGAUUCUGGUCAGACUACAACCACGUCUACUAUCAUCCGCGAAGUAUUUUACAGCUUAACGAAUACGAGCUCAAUAGUGCCCUAAUGCCGUUCGAAAGGUGGGAUACAGGUGAAGAACUUUUCGCCAGCCUUGAUCGGGAGCACGAUUUGCUAGAUCGUGAUCUACGACCCUUCCUCGAGGAGUGCGAUCAACUUCAGGGUCUGCAGAUAUUCACUGGGAUCGAUGAUGCUUGGGGUGGGUUCGCUGCAAAGUAUCUGGAGAGAAUUGCAGAUGAUAUGGGGAAAGGCUGCAGGUGGGUUGUAGGACUGCAGGAUGGCACAUCGGCGCCGAGGUCAAGACAGAUAACAAAGAUUGGCAAUGCUGCUCAGUCCAUACUAGCCCUGAACACUUCGGCGAGCAUGGAUCUGCCCCUAUCAUCAGCGCCCAGCAAGCUGCCGGCUUACCUUAAUCUAGAUGCCAACAGCAGAUGGCACACUGCUGCUCUGCAAGCUGCGAGUGUAGAGUCAUUGACCUUACCAACACGUUUGCGGAUGACAGCCGAGAGCGGUCGAGCGACCUUCGAUGAAAUGGAGACAACGCUGAGCAAAGAAGGCAAUCGCCGGAUAGGCGCCACAGCGCUCUCGCUUGGUCAGCCUGAAGUGCAGGAUGGCAUAUCAAUGACCAACGGCCAUCACGACAGUCGCAUGAGCAACGGGGUAGUACACGAAGACGACGACGAUGCCGGAGAGCAACAGGAGAAGCUUGACAUGGACCUAUUCCCUUCCUUCGACAUUGCAGGCAUGAGUGCUGGACAAUCAAACACCCGGCCCUAUGUAUUUGGCAAGACAAGGCUGCUUCGUGGACACCUACCAACAGAGGAAGAUCAGGAAGCUGAGCUUCGCGGCCGCAUUGGAGAAGGACCAAGAGUAGUAACAUAUCACACGAACCUGCUCUUCCCGUCGCUGUCGUCCUUUCCGCCCAUCGUGCGAUCACGCAGGGCAGAGACCUACACCGUGAAAGUAUUAGUCGCCACAGAUACGACAGUGGCAUCACGUAUCCGGUCUUUAGAAAAUCAUGCACGACGCAUAGUAGGGGUAGACGAGCGAGAAGCACUUUGCGACGGUCUUGCUAGUAUGGCAGAGGAGUAUGAGGCAGGGUGGAGUGAUGAUGAGGAUUAUGGUGAGGAUUGA